AUGUUGUUAGCAUAUGUUACUUGUAAUGAAAACAUCGAGAAGAGGAUUCUUCUGAGCGACCCCGCCUACUUGCAACAACAAUUAGCCCACCUUCAAGGAGAAUUACAGACCUUACAGGCAAAAGUAGAGGCACAGACGAGUGAAAUAUCCUCACUAAAACAGGGAAACAGUUUUAGAGGCGGGUCCAUAUUUGUCCGCUGGGGACGAACAGAUUGCCCUGCCAACCUUACCGAACUUGUGUAUUCUGGUUAUGCGGGCGGUUCUUGGUAUGCUCACAGUGGAGCAGCCGCUGACCAACUUUGUCUACCUCCGGAUCCAGAAUGGUUAAACACAACAGUUGUACCAGACGAUUACACAGGGAGGCUGUACGGUGCGGAGUACGAUUCUAAUAACGAUCAUGCAUUCUUUGGAUCAAAAUCACACGACGAAGAGAUUCCCUGUGCUGUCUGUAGAUCUACCUCUUUUGUCUCCUCUGUGAUGAUACCGGCGAGGACAUCAUGUUACAGUGGCUGGACGAAGGCGUACAGUGGGUCAUUGGCAUCAGGCUACUAUGGUUAUGCCGCUGCUACCGAGUAUGUCUGUGUAGAUGAACACGCACAACCUCUUGCAGGAGGAGCAGAUAGAGAUGAUAACGGUGUGCUAUUUCUUGGUGUCAAGGCGUUUUGUGGUUCUCUGAGAUGUCCCCCGUACGAGCAAGAUAAAUAUAUAUCUUGUGUAGUUUGUUUGAAAUAA
This is a messenger RNA of Ylistrum balloti, 732 nucleotides long. Its product is annotated as short-chain collagen C4-like. Lineage: Eukaryota; Metazoa; Mollusca; Bivalvia; Pectinida; Pectinidae. The coding region runs from base 1 to 732 and encodes 243 amino acids. The transcript is spliced from 3 exons. The record is from RefSeq and is a predicted model, not a curated record.